Nilaparvata lugens (brown planthopper) is the source of this 5384-nucleotide messenger RNA. RefSeq names its product transmembrane protein 62. The record is from RefSeq and is a predicted model, not a curated record. NCBI's taxonomy places the organism in Eukaryota, Metazoa, Arthropoda, Insecta, Hemiptera, Delphacidae.
UUGAGUUGAGAAGUCACAAGAAAGAUUUUCCAUUGCAGAUUGCAGAAUGAUAACAUUUUGAGACAACCUGACUUUACCACAAAGAGUGCAAGGAAGAACAUUAUAAUUUGCUAGCCAUGUUUCAUUACAUUCUUAUUUAACAUUUUAGUAGUUUACAAUAGACAAACAAAGAUUUUCCAGAGAAUUUUUUUUCCCAACUUAAUGAUUUAUAACUAACCAAGAAUUAUAACCUCUAAAUGCUAUGAAAUUACAAAUAGAAAUUUUAUAAAAGGAGUACUGAAUCAAACAUUAUAAAUUUUACUCCUUAGUCCUCGCCAGUGGUUUUUUUAUUUUAACUAAAUUCUGUGUAGUAGGCCUAAUAAAUAUUGUAUUACUAUUGGUAUAUUUUACCCUACAGUUUAGUGCCGGUGGAUAAAUAUGUGUGUGGUUAUUAAAUAAUGAAGUUUUCAAAAUUUGGAGUUUUUGCGUUGUUUAUAAUACUAUUCAUAUCGAUAUUUAUUGCAAAAGUUUCCAAUAUCAUUACAAUCAAAACUGACGCAUGGAAAAAGUUUUUUUCAAAGAACAAAGGAAAUGAAAUAUACAAGGACGAAAUUAAUAUGGGUAGUACCAUGGAACAUCUUUUAUGGUUUAUUCAGGUAUCCGAUCUUCAUAUAAGCAUUUACGACUCUUCAAGAAUUUCCGAGCUUCAAGAAUUUUGUGAUCUAACUGUUGGAGUGAUAAGGCCAACUGUUGUUCUUGCAUCAGGUGAUCUCACUGAUGCCAAGCAAGAUAAUAACAUUGGCUCUAGUCAAUUCGAAGGAGAAUGGAUUCAUUAUAAGAAUAUUCUUGAUAAAUGCAAGGUUGCUGAAAAAACAGUUUGGCUGGAUGUGAGAGGCAAUCAUGACAAUUUCAACGUGCGAGGUCCCAAAGCAAAAGAGAACUUCUUUCGAAACUACUCAGUGCAAGGUCCAACGAAUCCUCACUCAUACAUUCAUCAAAUAACAACCAAGGACAAUGAUAAGUAUUCAUUCAUAGCGUUGGACGCUUGCUUGGAGCCGGGUCCGCGGCGGCCUUUCAAUUUCAUGGGUGUCGUUACGGCACCUGAAUUCGAAAAAGUGAAAGCAAUCAGCCGGCAGGCUGUUGGUAGCAACAUGACUGUUUGGUUUGGCCAUUACCCGACAUCUUGCAUUCUUUCGCCCAGUAAGGAUGGAGGGGUGAGGUCCGUGAUAGGCGAGACAGGAGUGGCCUACCUGUGCGGCCACCUGCACACUCUGGCGGGAGCAGUGCCAAACAUGUAUACGCUACAGCAUGCCGGAUUCCUCGAACUCGAGCUCGCUGACUGGAAAGAUAAUCGAAUGUUCAGGUUGGCAGCAAUUGAUCAUGACAUUUUCUCGUUCAUCGAUAUCAAGCACAGAGAUUGGCCCGCCAUCUUGGUCACGAAUCCAAAGCAUGCGCUCUUCGCAGCUCCUGGCAAAGAACCACUUCAUCGAAUUGAACAGUCUACACAUAUCAGAAUACUAGUUUUCUCUCUGUCGACCGUGAUUAAAGUGAAAGUACGUAUCGACAAGGGGAAAUGGGGAGAGUGCAACCACCUUGAUGCUCCUCUUUUCACCUUUCCCUGGCAACCUCACAUAUAUAGUCAUGGCCUGCAUCAGCUAGAGGUGUAUGCUGCAGAUUUAGACGGUAGAAGUAAAGUUAUUUCCCAGCCAUUUUCACUGGACGGUACUACACUAAGUUUUGGAUUCAUGCCUAGAUUUGUACUCAUGGGUCAUGUAAAUACACUAUUCCAUCUAUUAUUUGGUUUGUCGGUCGCUGGCUGUGUUCUACCUCUGUGUAUAUUGCGUUGUACAAAGAAAGCCAUUGUUGGAAAUUACUUGGCAUGCCCAAGAUUUCGUGUUAGAUUCCUGCAGCGUCUACUGAGAAGAUGGUGGAUGCUAUCCAAUGUAGAUACCUUUUACUAUGCAUUCAUCUUAUAUCCGCUGUACAUCGCCGUUGGACCUUGGGCUAUUGGGGAAAUAAUUGAAAAUUAUAUUGGAGUUAUUUUCAUUUGGGGAACGUUUGUGAAUCAAUCAUAUCUUCCAGGCUCAUUCACAUAUGUCUAUGGUUUUGUACAACUAUUACUCUUCCAAUUCCCGAUGAUGACAGACAUAUCCUUCAUACUUGAUGGGAGGUUAAAUUACAAACAAACUAACUCAAGGAAAGGAAUAAUUGCAAUGGUUGGUCGGCUGUGGAAAAUGUUUCCUUUUGUAACAAUUGUGAUGAUACAGGUGUUUUUCACGUAUUGCUUCUGGUUAGAAUAUGGAAAUGCUUCUCUACUCUUUGGACCUCUUCGUUCUUGGUCGAUAAUCUAUUGUCUUUGGUUAUAUUACAAGGCAAGAACAGUUCCUGAAGAGGAAUUGAGGGAUGCUGCCAAAACCCUUUAUUCCAGUAAACCAUUCACUGUUACCAUAACGGCCUGUGAAGGAGGUGGAGAAAAUUCAACUUCAGAAGCUCUCAAAACUCAAUAAUUCAAUCAGGGAGUUUAAUGGAGCUCUUCAGCAAUCUGUAAGAAAGAAUCAAAUUAAAAUCUAUUUCUACCAAUUGAUGAUUGAUGUUUGUCUACAACUUCCAAUUCUACAAUCGUUCGAGGAUUAUAAUUAGAAACAAAGUUGUUGAUAAUAAUCAGUAAAGGUUGAGAAUAUUUUAAAAUCAUAUUGAUACUUUUAUGUGUGUAGUCAUUGAAAUCUAUUUUUUUAUUGUUGACUCAUGAAAUAUUUACAAAGUAAAAUUUAUUAUUUUUUUAAAUACGAACCAUUCCCCUUGUUUUUGAGUUUGAAUUCGUAUUUUUGCGAAUGAUUAUUGAUAAUUAUUUUACAGUACUGUGUUUUGUAGAAUAUCAUGGGGUAGAUAUUUCAAUGCUUUAUGAAUUUAUAGUUUCUUAUGUUCUAUUCUCUAUUAAUUAUUCAACUGAAAAAGAGAUGAUGCAUUUAAAUUUGUUGAUAUUUAGUAAUUCAGUAAUUAUUGUUACUUCGGAACUGUGAAGGAUAAUGUUCAACUAUUAUAAUGACAAGCUAUUUUUAUUAACUUAAUGUCUCACUUUGUGAUGAUUAUUCAAUGUUUUUAAACUCUGAUGACAGACAAUGUAUCUGAGGUUUUUCUCCUGGUUUUCAAUGCAGAAGAAUUUCUUUUUAUGUCUAUUUAUUUCAAAAGUACUUAUUAUAUAUCAAUAAUAAUGAUGAUUUCAUAGCUCAGCUUGAUUGUUUGAUACUUUAAUUUUAACUCCAUGAGAUACAUGGGAGCAUGUUCGUAUAAUUCUCAACUUGGAUAGAUCCUUUUCAUCCAAUGAUCAUUAGAAGAUUCACAUCAAAAGAUAAUACCCCAAAAUUGUCUCCAAGACUCAAAUUCUACGUCUUAACCCAUAGUUUUUAUGAAUGAUGGACCCAGUUUGAAAAUUCAUAUAUUUACUAAAGUAGUUAUCCAGAAUGAGCUCAAAAUAAUAUAAUCAGACGAGUUUUCAAUUUGAGGUGGAGACACACAUGGACAUUUUCAAAAACAAAAAAUUUCUCACUGUUCCCUCAAUUUAUAUUUAUGCAAAUCUCAUGUUUGGCUUUCAAAAACCUCAAUAGCUUGCACAAAAGGAAUGGAACUGUAAGAGAAACUAGAACUCAAAAUUUAUUAUUUUACCCAAUGCACAGAACAUCUAAAUUUGAAAAGGUAGCACUAUACAGAGCAAUUAAGUUUUUCAACCAUCUCCCAAACGAAACAAGAAUAAUAAAAUUCAAAAUCUAAAUUCAAGGAAAAAGUUUUGACCUAUUUGACACAUAAAGCAUUUUAUUCAGUCCGAGAGUUUUUAGAUGACCAUUGACAGCUUCUCUUCCUGAGAUCCAACCCAUUAAUACAAGGUACUUAAUUCAAUGUUAUUGGAUUCAACAAAUAGCCCUAUCUAAGCUGUUAAUUAACUUAUUCAAGGCCUCCAGUGUGUGUUUUAGUUCUAGUUCUAGAAUUUUUCUUUUAUUUGUGAUUAAUUUAUUAACUGUAAUUGAUUAUGUUGAUUCUAAUAUCUAUAUUGACAAAGCAGAAAUUCUCUACAUACUGUAAAUGUGAUUUAAAGAAUGUAAUUGCUAAUAAAUAAUUUGAAUUUGAAUGAACAAUCUUUAUGUCAUAGAAAGAGAAAAGUCCAAGUUUUUCCAAAAUUUUUGGUUUGUAUUAGACUAUACAGCCAAGAUUAGACUAUGCAGAUAGCCGGGUGGGCAAUCACCGGGCAUUGUUUUAGACUAGAACAGCCACUUUACUGAUGCCGGUGUGGUCACCAGGUUUGGCAGCCAAAAUGUGGCUACCUGUAUGGCUCCCCUUGUGCACAGUUGAGGAGUGAACGACCUCCCGGGAGGUUGCGCGUCCUGGUUCACUAGUGUUAUAGGGACACAAGGUAAUUAUCGUAAAACAAUUCGGAAUUUUCUCUUUCCAUUAGUAUACAGAUUGUUCGUUUUGGAUAAGUACUUAAUUAAAAUGAAUUCUUAAAUAUGGGUCCAUCAUUCAGAAUAACUCUAUACUUUAUUUAACUUUGAGAUUAACUGAAAGUAGUUGUAUUGUGAAUAACCUAAUAUUGGUUCAAGACAUCGUGCAAAAUAUUUUCCUACUUUUACUUCUCUUUAAUAUUGAUCAUUUUUUCGGUUAUCUCAUAAUGAAAUCACCAUUAAUUAUUACAAUAACUUUUUAAAGUAUCAUUACAGAAUGGGUUUAAUGGAUGUAAAGUAAACUGUUAUCCUAUGUUAUUUUUCAAUAAUUCCUUUAAUUGUGCAAAUAUUGCUCUCAAAUUCGCACAUUAUUUGGUCUGACAUAUUCACGUUUUUCAUUGAUUUCUCACAGUUGUUUCUCGAAUUCGUAUCACCGUCGUGUGUUUUAUUCUUGGUAGAUCAUUUGAUCAGUCAGUUUUGGUUGUGUAAGCCUGUGAUGUUUUGUUUUAAAUGGUGCCAUUUGAUGGUACAGUAUUGUGGUAAAGAAAUAUUAAAUUUUACAUUAAUUAUUAAAUUAAUAAUUACUAAUUAAAAUAAAUUUAGUUUAUGAUUGCUUCUUUAAAAAUUCAUUUCUCUUGUGCCCAACUGAAAUCCAAUCAUUUAUUAAUAAUUUCCAAUAGUUAAUUCUUGUUUGAUCGUGCUAAUUCAGUCGUUCAAUUCACAAAAACUUGACAGAACACGAUAUUAUCCAUUUGCAUUUAGUGUUGUAAUAAUGCACAAAACAAGAUAAUUGAAAGGUUUUUAGUAAAGAGUCUUGUCUUUUACCUUAGCUUAGACAACCCUCAAUGAAUGUAACUUGUAUUCCUUCAUCUAGUCGUAGGCAAAAGAGUAGAGUUGUAAAAUUAUUUUAAAUCUCAUAUUUGUGAUAUAUUUUUAGACAAUUUAUCCAAUAAAUAUAUGCUAUUACACGAA